AUGUUGCGCUACCUUGUAGCCGGCGCCUGCCUGACCCUGACUUUGGCCGCUGCCAAUGGCGUGGCCGAGGAGAAGUACACGUGCACCACAUGUCAUGAUCGCGCGUAUUGGAAUAAAGAUUACGGUUGUCAAGAAGCCUCCUGGCUGUUCUCGCCCCAGAACGGCAUCAAGGCGUGCCCCAUCUACCCAGCUAUCACUCGCAUGGCCAAGCUCUGCCACCAGCCCUGCACCUUUGCCAUGAGACUCCCGAAGGACAGCAAGAAUAGAGCCAUUUUUGCCCAUCGUGGAGUCCGAGCGCUGGGCUGCGAGGAUAUGUACGCGCACUGGGAGCACCUCACCGAGCCCCACAUCAGGAAGCACAAAUACUGCAUCCUCGUCGGAGGCGACACGGAAAAGGAACUCCGCUGCCGUUGUGAGCCCCGCUACUGUAACCAGGUCAUCGAGGAGUGGAGCGAAGGCCACCUGCUGAGCUUUCAAAACGGCACCCUGAAAGGCGACUACCUCGAAUACCUCUUCCUCAACCAAAACCAACUGGAUGCGAAGAUUGGCACCCGGCCGAAGCCGUUCAAGGUGACGAUCCCGCAGCGAGAGCCCAAAAGUCUCGUCAACACCACGACAUCCCCGGCAGAAAAUUCCGGGACGCUACACCUGGAAAAUAUCACGUUUUCCACGCCGCUCGAAGCGACGACCGUUACGCUAGAAGCCGAAAAUACGAAUUCUGAUGGGCUACAAACUACACAGAAGGCUAUCGUAUUCGGAAAGAUGAAUUCCGAAACAAACCGGAGUUUUUCGACUACGGAAGCUUCAGAUUCCAAGGAUUCCGAGACGCUACAAACUACAUCCGUGUCUACCGUACCUAUAAAAAUUGAUUCUGAGGAAAUUAGGGCUUUUUCGACUACUGUAGCUUCUGAUUUGAAGGAUUCUGAGGGACUACAAACGACAGAUCCGCCGACAGUACGCCGGAAUCCUACUUACGCUGAGGACUCAACUACGAUAUAUCCAGAUCACAAUGAUUCCGAGGUGCCACAAACUACAGUUGCGCCUACAGUACGCCGGAAUCCUAAUGAAAAUGAGGACUCAACUACGGUCGAUCCAAAUUACGAUGAUUCCGAGAAACUGCAAACCACACCGAAACCAACAGUACCCGGAAAAAUCGAUUCUGAAGAAAUCACGACUUUUCCGACUGAGGCGGAGCAGCAGGACGGAUUUUUGCCGAAGGCAUCGACUACCGAUGCGACUAUCCACACCCCGCUGCCCGUCUACGUCCUGCCGGCCGACCGCGAGCUGGCCGAAUUUGUGGAGGGUCCCGAGGAGAAGGUUGACGAGAUUCUCGACCGGCUGACCAGCGACCCGUCAACCCCCGAGCCCACCAAGGUGGUCGCAUGGAUUUCUACUGAGCACGACGACUACGACGACGACCUGCUCGAGCCGGAGCCUUCCGAGGAGCCGUGGAUCACUACUCUGGUCACCAUUGGUUUGCUGUUGCUGCUCCUGCUCCUCGCCACCCUCAUCUACUGCGUCUACCGCAGCUGCCGCAGGUCGAGAAAUGUAGAGGUCACCGCUGAGAAAAAGCAGCUCGUCCGGGAUGAGAUCGUCGUGGAGCACGGCACCCGCGACGGGGGCAAGGUCAACUUUUUGCGCAAGACCGUGAAGCCGCUGCAUACGGACACGCCGAAAAGUCGAUUCCAGUUGCCGGAACCGGACGAGGAGCUGCCCGCUAAGGAAUUCGACUCUAACCCUGAAAACCUCAGGGUUAGGGCGACCAUGCCCGAGUUGGACGUCUCCGACUUCACGGAGCCGCCCAGCAUCUUUAGGGACGCCAUCGAGCCGCCGGCCCUGCUGAACUCGGACGGGACCGAGAAUCCGUUUCUGAAGCCGUUUCCGGCGGCCCCGCUCAGCUCGCCCGAAUUUGACGAGAGCCCCGAUCCGCUGGCUGUGAAGGUGGUCCGAAUUGAGCGGCAACUGCCCACCCGCCUAUCCACCCGCAUCAGCCACUUCAUCGACACCGACGUC
Messenger RNA from Mesorhabditis spiculigera, 2013 nucleotides. The record is from the annotation of a GenBank genome assembly. NCBI's taxonomy places the organism in Eukaryota, Metazoa, Nematoda, Chromadorea, Rhabditida, Rhabditidae.